Agelaius phoeniceus (red-winged blackbird) is the source of this 2784-nucleotide messenger RNA. The record is from RefSeq and is a predicted model, not a curated record. Lineage: Eukaryota; Metazoa; Chordata; Aves; Passeriformes; Icteridae.
AUGCGGCGGCUGCAGCGUCGCGGCGGCGCCUCCGGGUGUCGCUGUUGUCCGGCGCCGAGCGGCGCUGGAGCCGCCGCCGCCGCAGCGUCCUGCCCCCGCAGGCUGCUCGCUCGGCCGGCGCCGGCCACAGCGGCAGCGGCACCGCCAGCAGCAGCAGCGGCGAGAGGCGGCGGGGCGAGCUGGGUGUGUUUGAGCGGUGUCUGUUUUGGGCGGCGAGAGCGGCUGGAAGGGAGGCAGGGCAGCGGCAGUCGGCAGGAGCGCGGCGAGCGCAGUGGGCAGAGAAUGGCGGUGAGGCAGAGGCGGCAGAGGCGCGGGCCGGGCGGCGGGCGAGCGCUGCUGGCCGCGCUGCUGCUGCUGCUGCUGCUGUGCGUGUGGUGCCGGGCGGCGGGCGAGCGGCUCCGCUACGCCAUCCCCGAGGAGCUGGGCAGAGGCUCGCUCGUGGGGCCGCUGGCGCGGGACCUGGGGCUCAGCGCGGACGAGCUGCCGGCGCGCAGGCUGCAGGUGGCGUCUGCCGGCAAGAAGCAGCUGAAAUACUUCACAGUGAAUGAGGAGAACGGGAACCUGUACGUGAACGAGAGACUGGACCGGGAGGAGAUGUGCGGCGAGUCGGCGACCUGCUCCGUCAGCUUCGAGGUGCUGGUGCACAACCCGCUGAACGUUUUCCGCGUCGAGGUGUCCAUCGAGGACGUGAACGACAACUCCCCGACCUUCAGCAAUGCUGCUCUGGAACUUGAUAUAGGGGAAUGGAGUAUUCCCGGUUCUCGUUUUCCCCUGGAGAUGGCCCAGGAUGCUGACUCCGGAAGUAACUCGUUGCUGACUUACGAGCUUACCAGCAACCCAUCUUUCUCUCUGGUCGUGAAGGAGAGUCCUGACGGAAGCAAGCAGCCGGAAUUGGUGCUGGAGAGAACGUUGGACAGGGAGAAGGAAAGCUCUUAUGAGCUGGUGCUAGCGGCGCUGGAUGCUGGGGAUCCAGUUAGAUCCGGAACUAUCAGGAUUCGGAUCAAUGUGACUGACGCCAACGACAAUCCACCCGUGUUCGGGCAGGACCAGUACCGUGCGAGAUUGCGCGAAGACGCAGCACCGGGGUCGAGAGUGUUAAACGUCUCUGCCUCCGACGCCGAUACCGGCAACAAUGCUCGAAUCACUUACGGCUUUGGGAAAAUGCCUGCCAAGGUACUUCAGAAGUUCAUGAUGGACGCGGAGAGGGGAAUGAUCACGCUGAAAGACGCUUUGGACUUCGAGGAUACGAGAGGCUACACAUUACUGGUGGAGGCGAGGGACGGUGGAGGUCUGGUGGCACAGUGCAAGGUGGUGGUGGAGGUGCUGGACGUGAACGACAACCCCCCUGAGAUCACCAUUCUGUCCCUCUCGAGCCCGGUGCCAGAGGACACGCCGGCGGGCACCGUGGUGGCCGUGCUGAACGUGAACGACCCGGACUCCGGCGAGAACGGUGAGGUGUCGUGCUCGCUGUCGGGAGAGGCGCCGCUGUCGAUCGUGGCGUCGUCGAGCGGCUCGUACAAGGUGGUGACAUCGGGCGCGCUGGACCGCGAGCAGGCGUCGGAGCAGCGCGUGACGGUGGUGGCCCGGGACCGGGGCAGGCCGGCGCUGUGGAGCAGCAGGGAGCUGGUGCUGGAGGUGUCGGACGUGAACGACAACGCGCCGGUGUUCGAGGAGGCGGCGUACAGCGCGUACGUGGCGGAGAACAACGCGGCGGGCGCGCUGGUGCUGCGCGUGCAGGCGCGGGACGCGGACGCGGGCGCCAACGGGCGCGUGAGCUACUGGCUGGCGGGCGGCAGCGCGGGCGCGGCGGGCGCGGCGCCGCUGGUGUCGGUGGAGGCGCGGAGCGGCGCGCUGUACGCGCAGCGCUCCUUGGACUACGAGCAGUGCCGCGAGUUCACGGUGGCCGUGCGGGCGCAGGACGGCGGCUCGCCGGCGCGCAGCUCCACGGCCACGGUGCGCGUCUUCGUGCUGGACCGCAACGACAACGCGCCCAGGGUGCUCUGGCCCGCGGCGGCGGCGGCGGGAGAGGGUCCGGGAGGGGCGGCGGCGGCGGCUUUCGAGGUGGUUCCGCGCUCGGCCGAGGCCGGCUACCUGGUGGCCAAGGUGGUGGCGGUGGACGCGGACGCGGGGCGCAACGCGUGGCUGUCGUACGAGCUGGUGCAGGCGUCGGAGCCGGCGCUGUUCCGCGUGGGGCUGCACAGCGGCGAGGUGCGCACGGCGCGCGCCGUGGGCGAGCGGGACGCGGCCAAGCAGCGGCUGGUGGCCGUGGUGAAGGACCACGGGCAGCCGGCGCUGUCGGCCACGGCCACGCUGCACGUGGUGCUGGCCGAGAGCUUGCAGGAGGCGCUGCCGGAGCUGAGCGAGCGGCCGGCGGGCGCCGAGGCGGCGGCGGCGGCGGCCGAGCUGCAGUUCUACCUGGUGCUGGCGCUGGCGCUGCUCUCGGCGCUCUUGGUGCUGAGCGUGGCGCUGGCCGUGCUGGCGCGGCUGCGCCGGGCCGGGCCGCCCGCCGUGCUGCGCUGCCUGGGCGCGCAGCGCUUCUCGCUGGCCGGCGCCGCCUUCCCGGCCGACUUCUGCGAGGGCACCUUGCCCUACUCCUACAACCUGUGCGUGCCGCCGCCCGCCCGCGCCCUGCCCGAGGCCGCUUGGCCGCCGCCGCCGGUGCCCAUCCUGUCGGCGGAGGAACUUCUGGGCGGCGAUUCCGGCGACAAGCCGAGCAUGAACAGUGACCUCGUCGAUGGAGAGCCGCCUGCCAAUCCCGAUGCACCUCAGGUCUGUAAAGCCUGA